Fonsecaea erecta is the source of this 210-nucleotide messenger RNA. RefSeq lists its product as hypothetical. Gene Ontology annotation, biological process: mitochondrial electron transport, cytochrome c to oxygen. Bases 1 to 210 code for a protein of 69 amino acids. The record is from RefSeq and is a predicted model, not a curated record. The transcript has 3 exons. NCBI's taxonomy places the organism in Eukaryota, Fungi, Ascomycota, Eurotiomycetes, Chaetothyriales, Herpotrichiellaceae.
AUGGCAACCCAACUCCUCGCCCGCCGCGGCUUCUCCUCCACUGUCCGUCGAGCAGACAAUUUCAGCCCUUAUCACUACCCUGAAGGUCCUUACACCAACUUGCCUUUCAACACAAAGACGAGAUUCUUUUGGCUACGAUACUGGGGUUUCAUGUUCACUGGAUUCGCUAUCCCGUUCGGCAUGGCCGUCUGGCACACAUACAAGGCUUGA